AUGUCGAGCCACGUCCAACAUCCAUAUGCUCGCCGAAAUUCAGCCGCUUCUCCUUACUCGAUCCCAGCUAAUCAUAACCACAGACCUCAUCUCCCUCUGAGCCACCAUGGUCCCAGCGGGCACGCUCACGACCAUCUCCACAGCCAAAUGCAUGCUCAUUCGUAUAGUACCAAGAGUCCUAGCAGACUAUCACAAUCAGGGCCUUCUGUCUCAAGAGGCUUUGCUGCUAGACGUAUAUCGGAAGGUGAAUCGGGACGAAUGAAGCUGCAACUCAACUGUGAAGAGUGUGGAAAGGGCUACAAGCAUGUCUCUUCGUUAGCAAAGCAUCUCUGGGAACAUACACCCGAGUGGAAGAUGACCAAGAAGUUCGUCAUGUCGAAACAUCAGCAGGUCCAAUUACUAGAAGCUGCGUCGAUCUUGGUCGGCAUGAACGAUCCUGUGCCCGAAGACGGCGUGCUGGAGCCCUCCAGUUUAAGAAUGCAAAGAAGAUUAUCACAAAGGGCAUUUCUGCCACAGCAAGACUCUCUUCGGUUCAACGAUUCUUUCGGCAGCUCGAACGGGUUUGAAGUCGAACAACGCUCGCACUCUAUUCUGGACAGAUCCUCGUCUAUUUCGGGUCACCCACCGCUGGCGGUCGAGAUCUCCAGGCUUUAUCCAGGCCAUGUUGGAGGUUACAUCGAUGUACCUAGUCGAGAGCACAUUGUGCGUAGAAGAGAAAGCGAAGUGAAGGAGGAGGAUGAAGAGAACGAGGCCGAGUCUGACGAGGAGAUCAUUGGCAAGAUGGAGUAA
Molecule: messenger RNA, 789 nt
Organism: Candidozyma haemuli
Lineage: Eukaryota; Fungi; Ascomycota; Pichiomycetes; Serinales; Metschnikowiaceae
Exons: 1
Coding region: 1-789 (262 amino acids)
Source: RefSeq, a predicted model, not a curated record